Messenger RNA from Danaus chrysippus (African queen), 993 nucleotides. The record is from the annotation of a GenBank genome assembly. Lineage: Eukaryota; Metazoa; Arthropoda; Insecta; Lepidoptera; Nymphalidae.
AUGGUACCCACUACAGCCUGUUAUUUUGGAUCCUUACACUUAGAAGGUACAAUGAAGCUUGUGAAAUAUGUUGUCGAGCACAAACAAAGAGCAUUGGUGGGAAAAGUCAGUAUGAAUGUAGAAAAUGAUGUUGGUUACUACAACAAGACAGACAAGGAACUGCAAGAGGUUGAACAAUUCAUCAAAAGAGUUCUAAGCUAUAAGAAUGAAUUGGUUCAACCCAUAAUAACUCCAAGAUUUGCGGUCAGUUGCAGCAAUGAAUUGAUGUGUGGUUUAUCAAAAACUAGCGGUCGAGAUACAAAUGUGGCAUUCAGAAUAAAAUUCUACACUAAGCUGUAUGAAUAUAAACAAAAGUCACAUAUCGGAAAACAAAAAAAAGAAAUUGAAUAUGUGUUAGAGACGAAUCCAGAAUGUGCAUCAUAUACUGAGGUUUAUCAACGAUGCGGCAUAUUUAAUAGUCCAUGUAUAAUGGCACACGCCGUUCAUCUCACUGAGGACGAAAUGAGUGAGUUUAAUGUUCGCCAAGUGUCGGUGGCUCAUUGUCCCGCCUCUAACACUAGACUCAACUCAGGGCUUUGCCCCGUUAGGAAGCUCCUUGAUAGAGGCAUCAGAGUGGGGCUUGGUACCGAUAUAUCUGGUGGUGAUAACGCUAGCAUGUUAGACGCCAUGCGACGGGCCAUGGAUGUGUCACUGCAUUUGGCCAUGAUGGGCCAACCUCACACCACUUUGGACUGGAAGGAAGCUUUCUAUCUGGCCACGCUAGGCGGCGCUAGAGCUUUACGAUUGGAAGAUAAGAUUGGCAGUUUCGAUAUUGGAAAACAAUUCGAUGCUUUACUAAUAGAUGUUUACGCGAUGGGUGGGCCAAUAGAUAAAUAUGACUACAAUAGUGGAGAAGACCAAUUGGUGGAGUUAGUACAAAGAUUCGUUUAUUUGGGUGACGAUAGAAACAUAAGGCAGGUCUACGUAAACGGAGAAACUAUUAAGAAAUUUUAA